Pollicipes pollicipes is the source of this 340-nucleotide messenger RNA. RefSeq names its product Tetraspan membrane protein in hair cell stereocilia (gene Tmhs). The record is from RefSeq and is a predicted model, not a curated record. Lineage: Eukaryota; Metazoa; Arthropoda; Thecostraca; Pollicipedomorpha; Pollicipedidae. Gene Ontology annotation, cellular component: plasma membrane. Gene Ontology annotation, biological process: sensory perception of sound.
GUCCAGUGCCGUCCGCGCGCGCGCCAGGCGCGACCGUGCGUCGUGUGGUGAAGAUCGCCGCGCGCGUGUCACCGGCGCCAUCCGUCGCAGCACUCGGCAGCCGCGCCGGCAGCCAUGGGCGGCUCGAAGCUGGAGUACGCCGAGCCGGACAAGUACUCGGCGCGGUACCUGCGCAACAGCCGCGCCAUCGGCGUGCUCUGGGGCGUGUUCACCAUCUGCUACGCCAUCCUCAGCGUGGUGGUGUUCGUGCAGCCGCAGUGGAUCGGCGACACGGCCGCCUCGCCCGGUUCGGGCUACUUCGGCCUCUGGCGACACUGCGUCCACUCGAGCGCCGCCCAGG